AUACCGAAGAAAAAGUCCAGAUAACAUGUGGAAGCCUCCGCACACCACACCUGGUCUACUCCAAGAGCGUCAUGCCCAUGAUCCUUGGAGGGUAUUGGUGAUAUGUAUGCUCCUAAAUCGGACAACUGGUUUUCAGGCUAGAAGGGUUAUAUCGAAUCUCUUUACUCUUUGUCCUGAUGCAAAGACAGCAACUGAGGUUGCCAAAGAGGAAAUAGAAAAGAUUAUAAAAACUCUAGGUCUACAAAAGAAGAGGGCUUCGAUGAUACAACGCUUGUCUCGGGAGUAUAUGGGGGAAAGCUGGACCCAUGUGACUCAGCUGCAUGGUGUUGGCAAGAAAGUGGGACCAGGUAAGGCCUAAUGAUCAUAUGCUAAAUCAUUACUGGAAAUUUCUCAAAGAUAGAGAGAGAAA
Molecule: messenger RNA, 409 nt
Organism: Quercus lobata
Lineage: Eukaryota; Viridiplantae; Streptophyta; Magnoliopsida; Fagales; Fagaceae
Product: methyl-CpG-binding domain protein 4-like protein
Exons: 3
Coding region: 26-358 (110 amino acids)
Biological process (GO): base-excision repair
Cellular component (GO): nucleus
Molecular function (GO): DNA binding; catalytic activity
Source: RefSeq, a predicted model, not a curated record